GCGGCGGUGUGACUCCUUCCCCGGCCCUCCUCCCGGCCCCGGCAAGCGCACUGUGCGGCGGCGGGGGGCGUCGGGGCCCGCGAGGCCGGAGGAGGCGGCGGCGCCGGGCAUGGUGGUGUGGGGCAACGUGGAAGAAACUCCACCAUGAGACGAGGUGGAUGGAGGAGGCGAGCUGAAAAUGAUGGCUGGGGAAAAUGGGGUGGAUAUAUGGCUGCCAAGGUCCAGAAAUUGGAGGAACAGUUUCGAUCAGAUGCUGAAAUGCAGAAGGAUGGAACUUCAUCUACAAUUUUUAGUGGAGUUGCCAUCUAUGUUAAUGGAUAUACAGAUCCUUCUGCUGAGGAAUUGAGAAAGCUAAUGAUGUUGCAUGGAGGACAGUACCAUGUGUAUUAUUCCAGGUCCAAAACAACACACAUUAUUGCCACAAAUCUUCCUACUGCCAAAAUAAAAGAAUUGAAGGGGGAAAAAGUAAUUCGGCCAGAAUGGAUUGUGGAAAGCAUCAAAGCUGGACGACUCCUGUCCUACAUUCCCUAUCAGCUGUACAGCAAGCAGUCCACUAUGCAGAAAAGUCUCAACUUCAAUCCUGUAUGCAAACCUGAGGACCCGGUGCCUGGUCCAAGCAAUGGAGCCAAACAGCUUAACAACAGGGUAAAUCACGUAAUUAAGGAGCUUGAGACAGAAAAAGAAAUCAAAGCCAAUGGAAUGAACAGUUGGAAUGAAGAAGAUGCAAGUAGUGAUUUUAGUUUUGCGGAGCUGGAGCAGAUCUUUCCAGAAAGGAAACAAAACGGGAUUCCACCUCACAGAGACAGCCCUGCCAUUUUCAAUGGCCACACUCAUAGCUCUAAUGGUGCCUUAAAGAUACAGGAUUGCUGGGUGCCUGGAGGCAACAGUGUUGCCAGCAGGCUUUCUCCAGACUCUACCCAGAGGGAGGAGAAGGCUGAGAAUAGCAGCACCGACUUCAGAGACUGCAGUGUGCAGCUGUCGCAACAAAGCACCAGGAACACAGAUGCCGUGCGGAAUCCACACAGAACUAAUUCCUUCUCAUUAUCAUCUUUGCACACUAACACUAAAAUAAAUGGUGCUCACUACUCCACUGUUCAGGGGCCUUCAAGCACAAAAAGCACUUCAGGACCUACUCUUAGCAAGGCAGCACCUUCAGUGCCAUCCAGACCCUCAGACGGCAGUUUUAUUUCAGACUUCUAUUCUCGUUCAAGACUGCAUCACAUAUCAACGUGGAAGUGUGAAUUGACUGAGUUUGUCAAUACCCUACAAAGACAAAGUAAUGGUAUCUUCCCAGGAAGGGAAAAGUUAAAAAAAAUGAAAACAGGCAGGUCUGCCCUUGUUGUAACUGACACAGGAAAUAUGUCAGUAUUGAGUUCACCCAGACAUCAGAGCUGUAUAAUGCAUGUUGAUAUGGAUUGCUUCUUUGUAUCAGUGGGUAUACGAAAUAGGCCAGAUCUCAAAGGGAAACCCGUGGCUGUUACAAGUAACAGAGGCACAGGAAGGGCACCUCUACGUCCUGGAGCUAACCCCCAGUUGGAGUGGCAGUAUUACCAGAAUAAAAUCCUGAAAGGCAAAGCAGCAGAUAUACCAGAUUCAUCACUGUGGGAGAAUCAAGAUUCUGCGCAUACUAAUGGAAUUGAUUCUGUCUUGUCGAAGGCUGAAAUUGCAUCUUGCAGUUAUGAAGCCAGAUCCCUCAAAGUGCUAGAACCCUGGCUCCUGCCCAGACUGAUGUCCUGCCAUACACAGUGCUGUUGGCAUCUCAGCCACUGUGGAGGCACCUGCGGAGCUUGGAAUUGGUCAGUGGGAACCGGACAAGUUGGUAUUAAGAAUGGAAUGUUUUUUGGGUACGCUAAACAACUUUGUCCUAAUCUUCAAGCUGUUCCAUAUGAUUUUCAUGCAUAUAAGGAAGUUGCACGCACGAUGUAUGAGACAUUGGCAAGCUAUACGCACAACAUCGAAGCAGUCAGCUGUGAUGAAGCGCUGGUGGACAUCACUGAGAUCCUUGCGGAGACCAAGCUUACUCCUGAUGAAUUUGCAAGCGCUGUCCGCAUGGAAAUCAAAGACCAGACUCACUGUGCUGCCUCUGUUGGGAUUGGUUCUAAUAUUCUCCUGGCUAGAAUGGCAACUAGAAAAGCAAAGCCAGACGGCCAGUACCACUUAAAGCCAGAAGAAGUCGAUGAUUUCAUCAGAGGUCAGCUAGUUACUAAUCUACCAGGAGUGGGACGGUCCAUGGAGGCCAAACUGGCAUCUUUGGGAAUUAAGACUUGUGGAGACCUGCAGUACAUGACCAUGGCAAGACUCCAGAGGGAAUUUGGUCCCAAGACAGGGCAGAUGCUGUACAGGUUCUGCCGAGGUUUGGAUGACAGACCAGUUCGAACCGAAAAGGAAAGAAAAUCGAUUUCAGCUGAGAUCAACUAUGGAAUAAGGUUUACCCAGCCCAAAGAAGCAGAAGCUUUCCUUCUGAGUCUUUCAGAGGAAAUUCAAAGACGGCUUGAAGCUGCUGGCAUGAAGGGUAAACGCCUGACUCUCAAAAUAAUGGUACGGAAGCCGGGGGCCCCUGUAGAAACUGCAAAAUUUGGAGGCCAUGGAAUUUGUGAUCACAUCGCCAGGACCGUGACUCUCGACCAGGCAACAGACAGUGCAAAAGUAAUUGGAAAGGCCACACUGAACAUGUUCCACACAUUGAAGCUAAACAUAUCGGACAUGAGAGGGGUUGGGAUUCAAGUGAACCAGUUGGUUCCUGCUCAUCCGAGACUUCACGCCUGUCCCAGGCAUGUGCCAGCUCAGCCAGAUCCUGGUGGCUCCCACUCUGUCCUGGACCUCCUCCAAGUUCAGAAAGCAAAGACAUCCUCAGAAGAAGAGCACCAGGAAGUAUUCCUGGCUGCCAUGGAUCUGGAAAUCUCAUCUGCCUCUAGAACUUGCACGUUCCUGCCAUCUCUCUCUACACAUCUGGCAUCUGCUGUCAGCCCUGUUACGAGCAAAGCCGAGCCUUCGGGGAAAUGGAAUGGUCUACAUUCUCCCAUCAGCUUAAAAUCAAAACUGAACCUGAGUAUAGAGGUCCCAUCACCUUCCCAGCUCGAUCAGUCUGUUUUAGAAGCACUCCCGCCUGAUCUCCGGGAACAAGUAGAGCAAGUUUGUGCUGUUCAGCAAGGGGAGCAGCAUGGUGACAAAAAGAACGAACCAGUAAAUGGCUGUAAUACAGGAAUCGUGCCUCAACCAGUGGGGACAGUUUUAUUACAAAUACCAGAACCUCAAGCAUCUAACAGCGACAUGGGAAUCAGCCUAAUAGCCCUCCCAGCAUUCUCACAAGUGGACCCCGAGGUGUUUGCUGCCCUUCCCGCUGAGCUUCAGAAGGAGCUGAAAGCGGCUUAUGGGCAGAGGCAGAGGCCGGGGGAGAGCGCGCACCCGCAGGCAGCCAGCGCCGCAGUGCCAAAGAAUCCGUUCCUUCAGCUGAAACCAGCCUCAGUGAAAGAAAAGAAACGAAACAAGAAGAAAAAUCCCAUCAGUUCCCCCAAAAAGGUUCAGAGCCCUUUGAAAAACAAGCUGCUUAACAGUCCCGUAAAAGCUGCGCCAGGGGCCAGCGGGAGUCCCCAGAAGUUAAUCGAAGGGUUUCUGAAACACGAAGGUCCUACCCCUGGGAAACCGCUGGGAGAACUCUCUGCUUCUACUUCAGGUGUGCAGCCUUCCCCAUCUGGCUGUGUCAGACCCCCAGCACCCAACCUUGCCGGAGCCGUCGAGUUCAGUGACGUGAAGACACUGCUCAAGGAGUGGAUCACCACCAUUUCAGAUCCAAUGGAAGAAGACAUUCUGCAAGUUGUGAAAUACUGCACUGACCUGAUAGAGGAGAAAGACUUGGAGAAACUGGACCUCGUUAUAAAAUACAUGAAAAGGUUGACGCAGCAGUCGGUGGAAUCAGUUUGGAAUAUGGCAUUUGACUUUAUUCUUGACAAUGUUCAGGUGGUUUUACAACAGACUUAUGGGAGCACAUUGAAAGUUACAUAGUGUGAGCAGGGAGCGCGGUGCUCUCGCUGCGGUGCCAUAAGUGCUUGUGAGGUAUCUACAAAGUGCAUGGUAGUAAUGCUCUGAGUUUUCAUAAUUUCAAAUUUCUUUUUGAGCAAGUGUUUUGUACAUUUCUUUUCAAAAAGUGCCAAAUUUGUCAGUAUUGCAUGUAAAUAAAUGUGUUCUUUUACUGUAGUAUAGAUUCUAUUUACAAAAUGUUUGUUUAUAAAGUUUUAUGGAUUUUUACAGUGAAGUGUUUACAGUUGUUUAAUAAAGAACUGUAUGUA
Myotis myotis is the source of this 4286-nucleotide messenger RNA. RefSeq names its product REV1 DNA directed polymerase (gene REV1). The coding region runs from base 145 to 4002 and encodes 1285 amino acids. Gene Ontology annotation, cellular component: nucleus. Gene Ontology annotation, biological process: error-free translesion synthesis; error-prone translesion synthesis. Gene Ontology annotation, molecular function: damaged DNA binding; deoxycytidyl transferase activity; DNA-directed DNA polymerase activity. The transcript is spliced from 24 exons. NCBI's taxonomy places the organism in Eukaryota, Metazoa, Chordata, Mammalia, Chiroptera, Vespertilionidae. The record is from RefSeq and is a predicted model, not a curated record.